AUGUUCAGGGUUGGCCUCUGCUUAACUGGGAGGUUUGAGCACACAGGAGAUGAGUUCCAAGCAAUAAAGAAGUGUCAAUCCUUUGAUUCUUACCAGCAAAGAUCAGCUGCAGUUGUAACAGGUUUAUCUGGCGAUAAGAAUGUGGUUGGUGGCGCUGGGGAGGAUCUCAACCAGAAGAAAUCAAGGCCAUUACCUAAUGCAGCCAGUAGUUUGGAGCCAGGGGUUCGUGUUGCCGAUAAAAAUGUGGUGACCGAAAUGAAGGAGCAGGACAAAGCUGUUGGAUUCACAUUUCCAGGGAGAUAUCAGGAUAUUGUGGAAGUAAUUCAUGAGAUAAAGAACCAGUUUGAUGGGGCAUCUGCUUCAGCUGAUCAUGUGGCCAAACUGUUUGAAGUGGGAAAAUUUUUCUAUCACCACAAAAAUUCUGAAUAUAAAGUUUCUGCAAGGAUAAUUUGUGGUUUGUCUCCUCUUUCAACCUCAAAAAUGGAUGAUCUUUUGGUGAUUGAGGAAGAUGAGGUAAUUGGCACUGGAUAUCUUUCAUCAACUCUACAGAAGAUUUACAAUUGGGAAUUAAAACUCCUCGAGGAAGUCAUGGCCGAGGAAAAGAUGAUGGUUUUAUACAAUAGAAAAUGUAAGCAGCUGAAUCGACUAAGUAAAAAUGUAAAAUGGGUGCAGAGGCUGAAAAGCUGGAGUCAGUUGAAGUGUUCAUCAGAAAGCUAUCUAGUAAAGCUGAACGACCAUAUGGAUGAAAUAAAACGACUGGAGAUGCCCACAGUUGAUUUGGCAGCUCAUUUUUCUGGUUGGGUCACUGCUCCAAGGAGCUACCUCAAAUCCUUGAACGAUUGGCUUAUGAAAGGUGUCUGUUCUGUACCUGAAGAAACAGACGAUGACAUUGCUGCUCCUUCUCCGCUUGGGAAAUUAGGUGCACCUUCUAUUUUCGUCGUCUGCAACUACUGGUCUGAGAGUGUAGAUGUCAUAUCGGAAAGGAAUGUUGUCGGUGCAAUGAAGGAUUUUGCUCAUAUUGUUUUUAAGUUAUGGCAACAGCACAGCCUCGAGCAAUGA
This is a messenger RNA of Zingiber officinale, 1059 nucleotides long. RefSeq lists its product as uncharacterized. Lineage: Eukaryota; Viridiplantae; Streptophyta; Magnoliopsida; Zingiberales; Zingiberaceae. The coding region runs from base 1 to 1059 and encodes 352 amino acids. The transcript has 6 exons. The record is from RefSeq and is a predicted model, not a curated record.